AUGAAAGUAUUUGUAAUUACAUCUGGAGUUCUUGUUUCCUUAGCCAUGGGAAUCAAAUUCUUGAUUCCCUUUAUUUUUCAGAUUUGGUCCAUCGUUCUCCCAUGGCUUAGCCCUCCUUAUUUGUACAUUAUUAUGAACUGCAUCAUCAUCGCCAUCGCCGCCUCGUCACGCUUCCACAAAAUUGCAUCCUCGCCUUCGCCGGAAUCUGACUCCUUUCCGGUUCAGUCGGAGAUUAUAACAACUGUCAGUGAACCCCCACCACUGGUGUAUGAGGGUGGUGAUGAUAAGAUCGUGGAGGUGAAGCCAGUGCUUUUAAAUGGCGCAAAAGUUGAAGAACAAGAAACUGAUGCUGAUGCUGAUAUUGAACCUGAAGAUGAAGAUGAAGAUGAAGAAGGUAUCUCCAUUUCUACGUACACUCCGCCGCAGAAGAAUAUCCCCCCAGUACCAGAGGUUCGUCCAGAUUUUCUGCUUCCGGCGACCCUUGGUCACUGGAAACCUCUCAGAGCCAAUCGUAAAGGUGUAAGGACAGCAAGGGUGACAAAGCCAAAGAGAGGAGAGACAUUGGAGAGUACAUGGAAAAUGAUAACGGAUGGACGUAACGGGCAACCCACAAAGCACCUUGAGAAGUCUGACACAUUGGAGCAUCGAGGCCAUCAUAUAGCCAUAAAUUCCCCAUAUCACUCGUCAAAAUCAAAAACCUUCGAGAAUUGUACGAAUAGUGAAUCACGACAAGAAACUUCAUCGAACUUAUCUUUGAGUACCCGAAUAUCUAGACAAUUGUCACCAGGUCUAGAUGAGUUGAAUCGUCGGACGGAGGCAUUCAUCAAUAAAGUCUACGAGGAAAUGAGAUUGCAAAAGCAAAAAUCACUUGAUAAUUUCUUGGAGAUGAUUAACCGUGGAACUUAGUCUCUCUCUCUCUCUC
Messenger RNA from Olea europaea var. sylvestris, 922 nucleotides. RefSeq lists its product as uncharacterized. Lineage: Eukaryota; Viridiplantae; Streptophyta; Magnoliopsida; Lamiales; Oleaceae. The transcript is spliced from 2 exons. The coding region runs from base 1 to 906 and encodes 301 amino acids. The record is from RefSeq and is a predicted model, not a curated record.